AUGGAUUACCCGCCCUACUCCUAUCCCUCUCGGGGCGGUCGUCCACCAGUCAAUCGCACGGAUCGCUCUUGGACUCAGGGCGGCGUUGAGUAUAACGAGGAAACUACAAGCUACGCGAGCCCCGGUUUCGUUUUCGAGAUGAGCAGCACGACUUCACACGGCGGUGGGAGGAGUCGAAGAAGUGAAGGGCCGAGUUUGUUCGGGGCGGCGGUGGGGUUGUUGGGGGAUGUGUUUGCUGCGAGGCAGGCUGCGCAGCAGGACAGGGGUGGAAGAGGAGGUAGGAGGGAUGGGGAGGAUAUGGCGUAUGGAGGCGGGGUGCACGAGGAGGGGAGUUCAAGGAGGAAGUCGAGAGGGAUUCUGGGGAGUAUGGCGGAGAAGCUGCUUAAUGGACAGCAAGGACGGCAGAGUGAGCGGAGGGGCCAGCGCGGAAGAGAGCGAGAGGCGAGCAGGGCGAGAGGAUACGGAAGAUCGCGAAUGGAUCGGAGGGAAGAACGGAGGGACUCGCAUACGAGCCGUAAGAGUGCGUACACCGACGAGACUUCGGACGAGGAAAGCAAUGAGUACGAUUCAGACGACUCCGAUCUACCGCGCCGACGACAGCCGAGGAGAGCGUUCACGGCGGACGAUGCAUCGUUGAUCCAAGAACUCGAGGACAACGUGGAGCGCCAUCGACGGGAAAUGAAGAGGUGUCAGAAGCAGCUUGACGCGGCUUCGAGAGCGCCAUAUGUGAGAUCGUCGGUGGUACGCGGGUUGGAGAACGAGAUGAGGAUCCACGAGAGCGCGCAUCUGGAUGCUGUUGACAAUUUGAGGAGGGCGAAGGAGGGCGCUAGGAACAAGUGGACCAGGCAGAGGACGAGCGAUCACCCUAGAAGGAGGGAAGGGCCAUCAAGAGAAAGCUCUUUUGAAACUUACGUGGACGAUGACUUCGAGCACUUCGCCCAGCCACGCCGCAACACGUCGGCCUCGUAUGUCCGCGUGGACGGGUUCGACCCGUUCGGCUACCCCUUUGCGGCAUUCGAAAACAUAUUCCACGGCUUGGGCGGCGGCUUCUCACGCACGCACCCGCUGCAUGAAGCCUUCUUCGGCAUGCCGCAUGCCUCCUCCACCUUCGGCCCAGAACCCAACACUCGCCCUCGCGCUUCCAGAAACACGCGCCAGCACUCCUACCCCUUCUCCAGCUUCCACCAACAUCCCCCUCCACCAGCCCCACCAUCGACCCUCCUAACGCCAGAGGAAGCCAAACGCCUCUUCAAACCCUACAACGACCGAUGGCUGUCCCUCUCACCCACUGACCCCAACAUCCCCUACCCCACCCGCACCCUGUCCCCCUCCGCCCUCGCCUCCCGCUCAACCCUCUACGCCCAGAACCUCUCCUCGCCAAUCUCCACCUGGUCCGACGAACUAGUCAUGCAAGCGAACACGCAAGCCUUCUUCCUCGGCGCCGCAGGCUUGGCACCUUCGUACACUGACUCUGGACCCACUGGACAAGUGGUGCUUGGGUUUGAUCGCAAGACAGCUGGAGCGGAGCGGGUGAGGCAGUUGAUUGAGAUGCUGAAGAAGGAGAAAGGGAGGUGGCACUCUGAUCGUUUGGGGAGGAGGAAUGGAGGGGGGCAGGGGGCUAAUGAGGGGUUGGCGGGGGAUGCGAGGGCGAGGGCGGUGUUUCAUGGGGUUUGUGAGUUGAUGACUUUUGCUCUGGGUGGAUGA
Molecule: messenger RNA, 1704 nt
Organism: Saxophila tyrrhenica
Lineage: Eukaryota; Fungi; Ascomycota; Dothideomycetes; Mycosphaerellales; Extremaceae
Product: CorA metal ion transporter
Exons: 1
Coding region: 1-1704 (567 amino acids)
Source: RefSeq, a predicted model, not a curated record